AUGAACGUGACGUUGACCAGCUUAGAAGCCUUAAUAUUAAAAGCAACACACGAAUCUCUACCGUGUCCGGAUGCGGCAGCGCUUGAGGCUUUUUGCACGGUUAUGCGGGACUCAAACGAAGGUCCUCAGUUAGCAGCACAGGCUCUGGCUGCCCGUAUCCACACGACGAAUACUCGCGAAGCUCUGCUGGCUCUCAUGAUGUUAGAUCGCUGUAUGCGCCGAUGUGACUCUAGUUUUCAUGGUGAAAUCGGCAAAUUCCGCUUUCUCAAUGAAAUGAUUAAAUUAGUUUCCCCCAAAUACUUCGCAGAUCGUACUUCACCUGAAGUAAGAACCAGGGUACUCCAACUACUUCAUGCAUGGUCUAUCGAAUACCCAAAGGAGUCAAAAUUUAAAGUGGCAUAUGAUAUGCUAAAGAACCAGGGUGUAGUAAAAGAAACUCCACCACCACUUCCCCCAGAAGAUCUGACAAUGCCUCGGAACAGAGUUAAAAGUGCUGUAUUUGAGGAUGAGGAAAAAUCUAAGCUUUUACAAAAAUUAUUACAAAGCAAAAAACCAGAAGAUCUCCAGCAUGCUAAUAGACUUAUUAAAACUAUGGUCAGAGAGGAAGAACGACGAAAUGAAGAAUGCAGUCGGAGAGCACAAGAAGUAAGCACCGCACUUGACAGUGCAGAACUAUUGCGUGAGUUAUUAGCAAAUGCAGCUGAUGCUUCACCAGAGGAGGAGCAACUCAUUUAUGAGUUACAUUUGUCAUGUAGUACAUUAAAGCAGGCAUUGCAGAGGCAGACUGCACCAGACAUCGCACAGACUGAGCCUGGCAUUGGAUUUUCCAGUGCUGUGGAUAGCAGUGACAUUUCACACGUUAACGAAGUUCUAGAUGAGGUAAUCGAGAGAUACAAUUCAUACUGUAAGCAUAAAAAAGAAAAGAAAGCCCAUAUGAAUGACACAAAGCCUAAAGAGCAUACACAAGGGACAAACAGUGAGAGUUUGCUGGACUUUGCUGGGGCCAACGUCAGUAGCGGCGGAGGCGAUGUUUCGAACAAUUCUAUGUACUCUACGAAGAAUAAUGCUAUUGAUGAACUUGGUGAUAUAUUCUCAACUGAAACUGCUUCUUCAAAUAUUGCAGAACCACUGAAACCUGUCAGUCUAAUACCUACGAACACAGAGGAUGUAGAUCUAUUAGGUGAUAAGACAAGUAAAAUUGAAGGUUGGAAUGAACUGGACUCUCUCGGUGAUCAACUUAUAAAGCAGUCAUUACCUGACAAUGUUAAGCGACUAGAAAGUUUUAAUGGAAAAGCAAUGAAAAAAAUACCAAUGAACGCACUAACUUCGCCGAAACACGAGUCUCCACCAAAUAAUGGCGCUUUGUUUGAUCUCGAUUUUUUUACUAAAAAACAUGAAGAAGACGUUAAACCGAUACUAGAACUUCCCAAAUCCCUCACACCUACUGAUGACGUCAUCGUUGACAUUAGUACUAAUCCGUCAACUUCUAAUACAAAUCUAAACACUAACAGUCCAUUGGAGAAUAUAUUGGAUCUAAGUGUACCUUUAAACGAUGCCAAAUGCGAACAAUUAGUAAAUAAGGAUAUUAAUUCUAAGGAGGAAAAGAGAGAGAAGACUAGUAAAAGUGAAGUGAGAGCGUUGACAGAUAUACAUGUAACUUUAGAUAGCGUCGAACCUAGCAAAUUGCCUCCAUUGACGGCGUAUGAGGAAGAAGAGGGGGUGACAGUCGUAUUGCACUUCUGUAAAGACAAACCUAGGCAGGAUGUUAAUGUGAUUGUGGUAUCCACUACAAGUAAAAGCACAACAGCCAUUGAGGAAUAUGAAUUUCGGUGUGUGGUUCCUAAGGGAUGCAAGGCACGUCUGCUGACGCCAUCAGAUACUAAGCUUCCUGCAUACAACCGCUUUCUACCGCCCCCGGCCAUCACGCAAGUGUUGUUAGUCGGACGACCGCCCUCCUGUCCUCAGGUAGACCUCAAAUUCGUCAUCACAUAUACAACACAGGACGAAGAGACCGUCUCGGAAAUAGGCGAAGUCAAGGAUCUGCCGCUUGAUUGUGUAUAG
Arctia plantaginis is the source of this 2061-nucleotide messenger RNA. The record is from the annotation of a GenBank genome assembly. NCBI's taxonomy places the organism in Eukaryota, Metazoa, Arthropoda, Insecta, Lepidoptera, Erebidae.